Molecule: messenger RNA, 1428 nt
Organism: Botrytis byssoidea
Lineage: Eukaryota; Fungi; Ascomycota; Leotiomycetes; Helotiales; Sclerotiniaceae
Exons: 1
Coding region: 1-1428 (475 amino acids)
Cellular component (GO): fungal-type cell wall
Molecular function (GO): acid phosphatase activity
Source: RefSeq, a predicted model, not a curated record
AUGGUUCAAUACGGAUGGGCUUUGGCCUUAAUGGCCAUUCCGGCAGUCUCUUCAUCACAAAUUCCACUUCGUAUUUCACAAGAUUAUUCCGCAAACUCUCAUACCCAGGAUUACAAAUUCGAUCCUCUCCUUCAUCUUCCUGGUAUCAGUCCAUAUUUCGAUGCAAUUGGCCCGGGUCUUAAUCACAAAGCACCUCGCCUCUGCGAAGUUACAGCUGCAUCUUAUCUUGUCAGACAUGCCGCAAUUUAUGCUAAUGACGACGAUUACGAAACCUACAUCGAACCAUUUUUGAAAAAAUUAGAUAGUACAUAUACCACCAAAUCAGGAAAGAAAAGGAAGGGAUGGACUGGCCCGCUCGCAUUUUUUGAGAAAUGGCAAACUCCCAUCGAUGAUCCAAAGAAUCAAAUGGAACAAAUCACUCCUCAAGGAAUCAAAGACUCGAAAAAGGUUAGCAAACAUUUGUUAUCCAGAUAUCCCGAACUAGUGCCCACAACGAAACGAAUCUAUGCGGACAAGAAGUCAAGAACACAAGAUACGGCCAAGGCAUUCGGUAGUGUCUUUCCACAAAAAGUCGAAAUCGUCGAGAUUGGAACAAAUCGAUCGUCCUUUCAUUCCCAAGUCCCACAUAAAGCAUGCGAUGCAUUUACCAAAAAACCUGGAGACGAAGAAUUACAAACUUUCCUCGCAAAAUAUGCACCGUCGAUCAUCGCAAGACUUCAGCAGUAUUCACCAGUCCAACUUGGGAAUUAUGACAUAAUGGGGUUGCAACAGAUGUGCGGGUAUGAAUCUGCUAUCAAGGGCAAGAUUUCAAAGAUCUGCGAUGUUUUCACAGACGAUGAAUGGAUGGCUUACGAAUAUGCGUGGGACAUGAAAUAUUCGCGCAUGGUGGGCCAUGGUAAUCCUCUUUCGCCUUAUUUGGGAUUUCCUUGGCUAAAUACCACGGCGCAUCUAUUCUCCAAAUUUCAUGCGCCUCAACAUUCCGAAUCUUCCGGUAAUGGGAUUCCCGAUGACGACGGCCAACGAUUCUUCUUGUCUUUUACCCAUCGCGAAGUUCCUCCUUUCAUAGCCACCGCCCUUGGCCUCUUCAAUUCCUCCAAUGCAUUCGCCGAAGAAUUUCCAACCGAUCGUAUAAAUUGGUCUCGAUCAUGGAAAAUGUCUGAACUCAUCCCAUUCUUAGGUCAUGUUGGAAUCGAAAAACUCACAUGUAAAGGAUUGAAAGGCGAUGCAGAUGAUGAAGAUGAUGUGCAGGAAUUUGUGAGGAUCAUCGCCAAUACUGCCCCAAGGCCAAUUCCCGAAUGCCAAGGCGGGCCUGGCGCUUCUUGUGAGUUCCAUCAAUUUGUAGACAUUGUAGAAAGAGGAAUGGGUAUAUAUGGUGAUUUUGAUGGCAUUUGUAAAAAUAAGAAAGAGGUUCCUAAAGAUCAGUAUUAG